Molecule: messenger RNA, 773 nt
Organism: Medicago truncatula (barrel medic)
Lineage: Eukaryota; Viridiplantae; Streptophyta; Magnoliopsida; Fabales; Fabaceae
Exons: 4
Coding region: 110-544 (144 amino acids)
Source: RefSeq, a predicted model, not a curated record
ACUCUUAUAACAGAUGUAAAAUUAUCCAUUUAGUGAUUUUUAAAGGAUAAGAAAGCAGAAAGGGUACCAGUUGGUGGAGAGAACAGAACAGAACAAGUCAGUUAUCUAAAUGGAUGUAGUUGUACAGCGCCCAAUAUCACUUCACUGCUUACCUCAAAAUGCGAAGUCACAAUUACAAACAAGGAGAUCAUUCGCAGUCUCGCCUGCCCUGCCUGAGACUGCAGUUUCAGUGGCAGUAGCAGCAACUUUUGUUGGGGCAGCAGCCACUCUUCUUGUACAGAGAACCAAAACUUCUGAGUCCACACAGAUUGAAUUCAAAGAAUGUGAAGCUUGUGGAGGUUCUGGUAUAUGUCCAGCCUGCAAAGGUGAAGGAUAUGUGCUUAAAAAACGUUCUGAAGAAAGUGCUGAGAAGGCAAGAAAACUAUCUAAAAACAUGGCAACUCGAUUCACGGAUGGGCUUCCAAAGAAGUGGAGCUACUGCACAAAAUGCUCUUCUGGCAGAAACUGUUCAACAUGUGGUGGAAGUGGAAAGCUAAACUUGUAGUUUUGCUCUUAUAUAUGGAUAUGGUCUUGUUGAAACCAAUAUUCAACAUGAGAUAGCAUUAGUACUUGUAUUCUUGAUUCAUUCCAUUUGAAGGAAAAUUUUAUGUAUCUGCAUUCUGUGGCAAUGUAUAGUAUGUUUUUGAUACAUUUGCAGAACUAUAUAAUAUAGGUGUUAGGUUCAAAUGGACCAUUUCAGGAUUUGAAAGAAUAGGAUUUAAAUUUUUGUGUUA